AUGGAACCAGUGAAGGUCCUGUCCUACGCAGAGCCCCUGGACACCAGGAUAUCUGACCAGUACGACGGGAGUCCCAAGGCAAUUGUUAUCUUUGACGAUCACAAGACAUUUCUAGCUCGCCACGAAACCCCCAUUUUGACCAUCUAUGAAGCUCGCAGCUACUUCAAGAUGCGGCAUUCUGUUCUCCUCGAGAUUUUUCCAUCGUACUCGUUGGGGACGUACAUGGAUUCGCUCGUCAUAGUGUUUUUGUGCCCCAUGGAGUGCGCUGCCUCGGCAUUGCCAGUGUACAGCACAGUGAGCAUAUACGUGUGCAAGACGGCCCGCCCCGCAGAGUCCGGCCUUCUGGGUAGGGCGUCGGCGCUCUCGCGCUUCUAUCAUGAAACAAAGUUCUGCUCUGCCUGUGGCUGCAUCCUUAAGCGCAUGCUCUCCCCGCAGCCUCUGAGGUGGGAGCACCGUCACAUGGGGGUGAAAUUCACACACAGGUGCGUCAUAGGAAAGCAAUGUAUACUUUGCAAGAAGAUCCAGCGCCCACCGUACUACUCUAGCGUGAUCGGUAUCGUCGUGUCAGAUGAUAAGGCGCUAUGCUAUCAGCGCAGAGGGAGCCUCUAUACACAUGUCGCGGGGUUCGUUGACCCGGGCGAAGCAGCGCGGACAGCUAUGAUUCGGGAAGUCAGAGAAGAGAUGGGAAUGGCCCUUGACCCCGGGGGCUGCAAACUGAUGUCUCUUGUCCAGCCCUGGCCCACCAGCUCCAGCCUAAUGUUUGUGUUCUACUGUGCAGCCAGUAAGAUGGCAAGCGCUCUGCCUCUGUCCUUCAAGGACUGUGAAGCCUCAGACGGGUUCUGGGCUGAUCUAGCUAGAUAUAAGGGUGCAAUCCAAGACGAAAGCAUAGCAGUAGAAUCCCGGCAGUGGCUUCUCCCAGAUAAGAAGAGUGUAGCACGUUGGAUGUAUGACGUAUUCUUCAGCUCCGUCAGCUCCCGGCCCGAAGUCCCUCGUCAGUAG
Molecule: messenger RNA, 999 nt
Organism: Giardia duodenalis
Lineage: Eukaryota; Fornicata; Diplomonadida; Hexamitidae
Product: NUDIX domain-containing protein
Exons: 1
Coding region: 1-999 (332 amino acids)
Biological process (GO): NAD+ catabolic process; NADP+ catabolic process
Cellular component (GO): cytosol
Molecular function (GO): NADH pyrophosphatase activity
Source: RefSeq, a predicted model, not a curated record